GCACUGGUGUCUGUGCUACUGGACUUGGACUGUGAUGUGAUCAUUGUCGUGUCGUCGUCGUGGUUGUCGUCGCGGAUUGUCAGAAAGUUGAAUUAAAAAAUAAAAUUUAUUUUUCUGCGUUCCUCCGGAAAGGAAAACACGGAACAUUGCCGUCGGAAUAUUGGUCGAGUUUGCGAGCGGAACAUUCGCGGUCGUUGUCGGCUCGGGAGUGAACCGGGGAGACCCGUUUGCGGGGACAAAAUUAGUCGAGUGCGCGAUUGUUUUGGGAAGUGACAGGGAAUUUUCAUUCGGGCUCGCGAGCCCCAAAGGUGAAUAAUUUUUCAAACGUCGUCGAUUCGGGGACUAGAUUGUGUGUUUGCAAGUUUUCUAGAUCAACGAGUUUCGGUUCGAUUUCAAGAUCACGUAUCGCGGUGACGAUUUUGUUGCAGUGAUUGUGAUUCGCUUGCGAGGGUUUUUUGAUGUGGUUCGAUUGCGUUACGGCUGAACAAAGCUGCUGAGAAGUGUCACAAGAACGAAGUAAAAUCGAUCGGUCGAAAGUGAGGGUAGGGGAGAACCGAAGAUAACAAGCCAAGGAUUGUGUUAUCGAUCUGGUGAACGGUCAUGGCAGAGCCAAGUGCAGGGCCACCUCCACAGGAACCUGCUGCUGGGGGACCGGAGCCAGCCGAAGCGCCCCAAAACAAUAACAAUGCCAACAAUAAUAACAAUCGUGGCCAAGAUGGACCUGUGCCUCCCAUGAUGAACCAGCGAGGCAGGAAUGCACAGAAUCCACUGAUUAACGUUCGGGACCGGCUGUUUCAUGCCCUGUUCUUCAAAACGGCCAUCGCUUAUGCCCAGAUGGUCCCCAAACCUGUGCGGCGUGCCAUUGAACUGAUCAUGCUGCUGAAGGCGCUGGCUGCCUUCUUCAUCCUAGUGUACAUUCAUGUACAUUUCUCACAAACGCCAACAUCCUGCCUAGAGCAUGUCAAGAACGAUUGGCCUCGCGAUGGAAUCCUUCGAGUCGAAAUUAUUCGUCAUAAUCCUACCAUUUUGCCGGAUGUCAAAAGCAAAGAUAUCAACCUCGAAGAUGCAGAAGUGAACAGUCUUCUGCGUAACAACCUCAAGAACGGCAUGGUGAGCAUCGAUCCUUCAACAACGCUUCCCCAUGAACAACAAGAGCAGAAUCAAAAUCCGGAACUGCUGCUGCAAAGCUAUGCCAACAGUAGCCCGUGGUCACAACAACAGCAACCGCAAUCGCAGGCAAAGCCUCGCUUCGAUAAAGAAUCCAUGACAUCUUCGGUUGAUCGCGGGUAUCCCGGUGGGGUCGAUGGCGGAGGCUCAAAAGUGCCGAUUGAAAGCACGCAGUUCGUUGGGGAGGAAGCAAAAAUGAUCCAGGGUAGCGAGGCUGAAUCUUCGGUUGCAAAUGAACUAAAGCACCCGGAUGGAAGUGCCAUUUCAUAUGCAAAUGAGACCAUCAUCGCCAAGGAGGUUGUUCCCAAAAUGGUGGAAAAAUUGACAGAAGAAGAUUCGAAGACAGAAACGGCUUGGGCCGAUGGGCAGUACGUCGUAGAGUACUCCUUGGAGUAUGGAUUCCUUCGCCUGUCGCUAGCCACCAGACAGCGGCUCAAUAUUCCGGUGCACGUUGUUACGCUGGAUCCGGAGAAAGAUAAAUGCUUUGGCGAUUCCUUCAGUCGGUUUAUUCUGAAGGAGUUCCUCGGCUACGAUGAUAUCCUGAUGGCUUCGGUUAAGGUCCUUGCCGAACAGGAGGACAACAAAGGCUAUCUGCGGAAUGUGAUCACCGGAGAGCACUACCGGUUCGUUUCGAUGUGGCUGAUGUCUCGCAGUUCCUAUUUCGCACCGUUUUUCAUCAUGAUCCUGUUUACUAUUUCGAUCUCAAUGCUCCUGCGGUAUUCUCACCACCAAAUCUUCGUCUUCAUCGUUGAUCUGCUCCAGAUGUUGGAAUUCAAUAUUCCAGUUCGCUUCCCUGCGGCGCCACUGCUGACCGUGAUUCUGGCACUAGUCGGAAUGGAGGCCAUCAUGUCGGAGUUCUUCAACGACACAUCGACCGCGUUCUACAUCAUCUUGGUGGUCUGGUUCGCUGAUCAAUACGACGCUGUAUGCUGUCACACGUCUGUCACAAAACGUCACUGGUUAAGAUUCUUCUAUUUGUACCAUUUUUCAUUCUACGCCUACCACUAUCGGUUCAACGGACAGUACAGCAAUCUGUGCCUGUUCACAUCGUGGCUAUUUAUUCAGCAUUCGAUGAUCUACUUCUUCCAUCACUAUGAGCUCCCGGUGAUAAUACAACAAGCACAGCUGCAGCAAAUUAUCCUGCAAACCCGUGACGGUCAAGUACCACCACCUCCAGCUGGUGACAACAGACAGCCAGUUCCACCUGCACAGCAACAGCGUCAGCAAGCGCAGCAACCAGAUCAAAAUGGACAGCAACGGCCGCCGCAGCAGCAACAACGAGCCAACGUUUUCGACGGACUCAUCAAUGCGGUUCGGUUUCAACGGCGUAACAAUGAUAACAAUAACAACAACAGGAAUAUCCUGAUUAGUAUACCAAGAUACUACAAUUUGCUGUCAAUGAACAUGAAUAAUAACAACAAUAAUGGAACGCUGGCGUUCGCCAAUGGAGUACCCGCGGCAUUACGGAAUGUCGCGCACAGCUUGGUUCAAAGUUUGCGAGCCAACGUGGCGGCAGGCAUGGAACUGCUGGGCAACAUGAACUUGAACAACAAUAACAACCUUUUCGCUCAGCGGCUACGGUUCGGCUUUGGAAACGUUCAGAAUCCGCUCCCGUUGCGCAUCAGAAUAGUUGGUCGAUCUCCAGCCAUCAUUCGGCCAAAUCCCGUGUCCCGGGGAACCGGAGCGAACACCUCCAACGCAAGCAACGCAACUUCGCGCGCCAUGAGUGGCGAAAACAUUGCAGCUUCAUCAGCCGUCGAUCCUCGGUUGAACUAUCAGCGGAACUAUGAAGCGAACAACUUCAUUUUCCCCGAAGCAGUACUUACUCAACAUCAGCAACAGCAGCAGUCGGACCAGCAUCAGGAGCUGGCAGCCAGCGGCUUGGGUCCGGUCAGUGACCCUAACGAGGCCGAUAAAAUCUACAACAUUGAGAGUGUUGCCCACCAGGGCGAUUCCACUGAUUCUGGCAGCAGCAAGGUCGUAGAAGCCACCGCCGCUGCCGAUGUAAAUAGCAGCCUAGCACCUAGUUCCUCCCACCUAGAAGAGGUUAGUCAAGGAUCCGUGAGUCACUCGAGUAGUAUAGAGGACUCCAAUAGUAGGUCCCCUGCCAGAGCAGUACUGAAUUCAAACAGUGAAGAAUCUUAAAGCAAAUGUGAUGAUUCAUUGUGUCUGUGCAAGCUUAUUUGUGAAUUAACUACCUUUUUUAUUGUGAAUGACACACACUGAACUUUUUAGAGCGACGCGAGUGGCAACAGCGUGGACUAUGAUAGUAUGCUGUUAGAACAGCUCAGAAGAAGUAAACAUGAAAUAAAGCUCUAUAUUAAUUGAGUGAAAGUUGUUUCUCUCCUACAUUGUACAUAUAGAAGAAGCGCUGGAGCGGCUGAUUUACGAUAAACAAUUAUAAUGCCUGGUUUUCGUUUGUGUUCAUCUCUGAAUAUAUUAGAAUCAAGAGAGAAGUUUCUUGCGAUGAGUACUGACUCAGAGGAGACAAAAUAAAUGUGGAACAAUGGCGAAACUUGUGCAGCAUUAAAUGAGUUGUGUUUAUUAAACGAGCAGUAAUCGUUGAUUCCUUUGUUUUAAUGAA
Messenger RNA from Aedes albopictus (Asian tiger mosquito), 3751 nucleotides. Its product is annotated as membralin. The coding region runs from base 601 to 3312 and encodes 903 amino acids. The transcript has 11 exons. Gene Ontology annotation, cellular component: endoplasmic reticulum. The record is from RefSeq and is a predicted model, not a curated record. Gene Ontology annotation, biological process: response to endoplasmic reticulum stress; positive regulation of ERAD pathway. NCBI's taxonomy places the organism in Eukaryota, Metazoa, Arthropoda, Insecta, Diptera, Culicidae.